CUCUUGUGUGAAUUGCUUCCAGAGCGGAGCAGACUUUAGUUUUUGUUUUUUCUUCUCUCCCUAAAACAAAUUAUUAAAAGAGAACAGGAAACAGGAGUUGGGGAGCAGAAUAAACAGCGGCCUGUGAGAAAUUGUGUCAUUUCCUGCAGACCAAACUACACAUUUCUAAUAAUCCCUACUCAUCCCUUCCACAAACAAAGGAGCAAGCAGAAGCUGAAAAAUGAGGGAGAAGACAAGGAGCGUUUGAGAAGCCAGAUGUUACAAGAGGACAGCUGACUCCGUCAAAAGAUAGACAUGGAUGUGUAAUUGGUAGCAGAAGAGACAAGACAUUUCCACAAUGAACUGGACAUUAACACUUCGUCUGGCAGUCUUGUUGGCUGUAUGGAUAAUUUGUGCUUCUGACACUUCUCAGGGGAUCAAUAAGCAUAGUAGAGCCUUUCGUAGAAGAACAAUACCUAAUCAGAGACAAUAUCUCCAUUUAUCUAAAAAUCAAAGUAAUUAUGUAAAUAAAGACUCAAAUAAGAGGAACUUGUCACAAAUUAUGCUGAGUGAUGAGGGUCAGCCUCAUGAUAAAAAGGUUAACCCACAGCAAAGGCCUGUUUUUAGACAAGCGCAGGCUAGAAUGUUAAAGGAUGACAGUGCAACCUCUGCACGUUCUAGAACAGCACGAUUCCCUUCGGCUUCAAAUUCCCCAAAUAUCCUUGCUAGUUUCGCUGGGAAAAACAGAGUCUGGAUUAUCUCUGCUCCACAUGCAUCUGAUGGAUAUUAUCGCCUAAUGAUGAGCCUCCUUAAAAAUGAUGUGUAUUGUGAACUUGCUGAAAGACAUAUUCAACAGAUUGUCAUAUUCCAUGAGGAAGGAGAAGAAGGAGGCAAAAUCAGACGAAUUACUAAUGAGGGAAAGAUAUUAGAACAGCGGCUGGAUCCAUCAAUCGUUCCCAAAAUGAUGACUUCUCUAAAACUGGAAAAAGGAAAAUUUGGUAUGGUUCUUCUUAAAAAGACUUUACAAGUUGAAGAAAGAUAUCCUUAUCCUGUGCGUCUAGAAGCUAUGUAUGAAGUUGUUGACCAAAGUCCUAUAAGAAAAAUAGAAAAACUUAGGCAAAAAGGCUUUGUACAAAAAUGUAAAGCAGCUGGAGUUGAGGGACAGGUAUCUGAAGAAGGAGAGAGUAGUAGUAGCAGUGGAAGUAGUGGAGGGGUUAGCAGCAGCAGCACUAGUAGUACAAGGGUUGUGAAACCUACUCAAGCCAGUGGCACUGUCCAAAUCACAUUUAAGAAGGAAGAACCGAAGAGAAAUCUAGUUCCUACAAGGUCCACUAGGGUCAGAGCUACAAGAAAGCCUCUUAUAGUACCAGCAACACCUUCACCUACACCCAAAGCCACAACCUUACCUCCUCCAACAAAGGCAACUAUACGCAUAUUAACUACAGCAACAAGGCCACCCACAACACCACCUACAACAGUCCCUCCCACAACUCAGAAACCAUGGACUACAAAAUUUUAUGCCACUCCUGAGGCUCACAGAAUGCAUGUUCAAGCUGAAGUAACAACGAGAGAUCCUGAAACAGCAGGACAUUACUUUCCUGUGAGAACAGAUAAACACAAAGAUAGACAGCAUGUGCAGACAGGAAAGCACUUUGCUACGACAAGCAAAACAAACAAACCAAUGGUCCAUGAGUCCCACACAGAUGCUCCCGUUAUUUCAGCAACCACAACAGAGCACUAUACAAAAGAAAACACAGGGCGGUUUGGGGAUAACCGCACAGAUAGAAAGGACCAUAGUUCUCAUGAUAUAAUUCCAAGUCAAAAGAAACCUAUAAAAACCAAGCCACCUAAGAAAAAAGGGGUGGAGAAAAUUUUAAAUAAUGAAUACGAAGACAAAUUUGACCUUGGUAAACCCACAACGCCACUGGUGGAAGAGGUGGUAGAGGAAGCAAACAUUCCACCAAAGAAAGGAAAAGAACAGAGAAAGGAGGAAAAACCUGAGAAAGCCGAAAAGAAAAAAAAGAAAGCUGAAAAAGUGGAGAAACCCCCCAAGAAAGAUAAACCAGCUAAAAAAGAUAAGACAGAUAAAAAGAUCAAGACAGAAAAAGACCGAACUAAGAAGAACAAGAAAGUUGUCAAAGCAGAGGAUGACAUUUUCACAAAGCCAGAGAAGAAAAUUCAUACAGAAAGUCUGCGAAGGUCAUUGCCAGCAUUCUUGGAUAAUUUUGAAGGCAAACGAAGACUGUUGCUCAUUACUACACCAAAAGAAGACAACAACAUGUAUUCACAACAGCGAGAUGAGUACCUUGAGACAGUUUGUGAAAUGGCCGUACGAAAAAUCUCAAUUAUCACCAUUUCUGGUACUUUAACAAACAGCACUAUGAAAAUUGACCACUUCCAACUAGACAAUGAGAAGCCUAUGAAGGUAAUUGGAGAUGAUGAUUUGCUGGACCAUGAACUCAUUACAGAAUUAAGGAAAGAAUAUGGCAUGACCUAUAAUGAUUUCUUCAUGGUGCUAACAGACUUAGAUAUGAGGGUUAAGCAAUACUAUGAAGUGCCCAUUGCUAUGAAGUCAGUGUUUGACCUCGUUGAUACAUUCCAGUCAAGGAUCAAAGAAAUGGAAAAGCAAAAAAGAGAUGGGAUUACUUGUAAGAGGGAAGACAAAACAAGGUCUUUGGAAAGUUUCCUGUCGAGAUUCCGCUGGAGAAGAAGACUGCUCAUUAUAUCUGCUCCUAAUGAUGAAGAGUGGGCAUAUCAACAUCAGCUUUAUGCACUUAGUGGACAAGCUUGUAAUAUGGGACUGCGACACAUGGCCAUUUUGAAAAUGGUUGGCAUUGGUGUUGAUGGAAGUGGUGUUUUGGAACUCUACCCAAUCAAUGGAAGCUCCAGUGUUGAGAGAGAAGAUCUUUCCUUUAACUUGGUGAAAGACAUAAGAAAUUAUUUUCAAGUCAGCCCCGAAUAUUUCUCCAUGCUUCUGGUUGGCAAAGAUGGCAACGUAAAAUCUUGGUACCCUUCACCCAUGUGGUCUAUGGCAAUUGUCUAUGAUCUAAUUGACUCGAUGCAGCUCAGACGACAGGAAAUGGCUAUUCAACAGUCACUGGGAAUGCGUUGCCCAGAAGAUGAAUAUGGAGGAUAUGGUUACCAUGGUUACCCUCACCAGGGAUAUGAGGAUGGCUAUCAGGAUGAUUAUCGACACCAUGAGGGACACUACCAUAGAUAUCAUGACUAACACUUAUUUGGCUAAGACUGAUAUUUUUAAUAAAAAUCUGAAUAUGUAAAUGACAAGUUUCAGAAUGUGGUAUAUAGUUUUACCAUAUAUGUUUUAAGAAAAUGGUUCAAACAAAGACUGCUCUGUCUUCUCUUUAUUUCUUUCUUAUGAAGAUAUUUUUUGUAUGUAUUUAUUUAAAAAUGCUACAGACUCAACAUUGACUGUUUGCUAAGUAGGCCAUAAGCAUUUUUUAUCUGGUGUCAAAUUAAACAGACAUUUGUUGGCUUCAACAGCCCCUCAGAUAUUAAAAAAUAACUCCCAUGUAUUUACUCUUUUUAACAGUUUAAGAUUUUUUUUUUUCCAAAUAAGACUUUACUAUAUUACACCAUUAUGCCAC
Molecule: messenger RNA, 3584 nt
Organism: Nanorana parkeri
Lineage: Eukaryota; Metazoa; Chordata; Amphibia; Anura; Dicroglossidae
Gene: CCDC80
Product: coiled-coil domain containing 80
Exons: 8
Coding region: 338-3208 (956 amino acids)
Source: RefSeq, a predicted model, not a curated record